ACCUCGAAGGAGGGGGGGAGGGGGUGGAGUCUUUACACAUAUGAGGUGCUGCCGGCUCUGCGACAGAGGCAUUCUUAUCAUUGACUGGAGCCCGCUGCCUCAAGUCAACACGAAGCAUGAACUGCCUGGCAGCGCUAAUAGGAUUCCAGGCACUCGCGACCCCAUCGUCCUUUGCGCAGGGGACGGAGAGACUGAAACAGCGGCAGUUAAAGGCAUAAGGCUUCAGUUAUACCAUCUGCGACCAGGAGAGAGAGGGUCAUUGGGGAUUGUAACAAGGGACAAGCAAAGAAAAGUUGCAUAUCGGGAAAAGACCAUCGUCGAGACUUCUCUCUCCUUUCCGGUCCAGGUGUCAGUGAGGUGUGCGGAGAUGUUCUAGGCCGAGGGAGAGAGAUCUCCUCUCCCCCCCCCCGCCAGCCCCCCCCCGUCUGCCUGGACCCCGAGUCCGGCCAGGCUGCGGGGCGGGGGCGGGGGCGGGAGCAUGGGCAGGUGGCCAUGGUAACGCAGAGCGGGUGUGAGGUCAUGGAGAGCGGCGGUGCGACGCGCUACAGGACGUUCAGCUCGCGGCGGCAGCAGCAGCUGGUCACGGCGGCCGAGCGGAAGCUCCAGGAGAGCGGCUUCUACUGGGGGCCCCUGAGCGGGCGUGAGGCCGGGGCCCUGCUGGGGCCACAGCCGCCGGGGACCUUCCUGCUGCGCGACAGCGCCCACCAGCAGCACUUCUUCACCCUCAGCCUGCGCACCGCCACCGGCACCAAGAACCUGCGCAUCGACUGCGACAGCACGGCCUUCUCCCUGCAGACCGACCCCAGCAGCCCCCACAACCCCCCGCGCUUCACCUGCCUGCUCCAACUGCUGCAGCACUACAUGGCCCUGGGGCCCUCCUCCUCCUCUCCCUCCCCCUCCUCCUCCUCUCCCUCCCCCUCCUCCUCCUCUCCCUCCCCCUCCUCCUCCUCUCCCUCCCCCUCCUACUUCAUCUCCUCGGGGGGGGAGAAGGUUCCUCUGGAGCUCCUGAGGCCGCUCUGCUCCUCCAUGGUGUCGCUGCAGCACCUGUGCAGGAGGACGCUCAACGGGCACCUGGAGGCCUGCCGGGAGAGGGAGGGGCUUCCCCCCCCCCUGCAAGACUUCCUGCAGGAGUACGAUGCGGCCAUAUAAGGCCUUCCUGCAAGAGUAGGACGCGCCCAUAUAAGGAGCCCCCCAGUAAUCCAGGGAACCCCACGGAUGGUCUGACUUUGGGACUUGGUCAGGAGGGGAACUGAGGAAGAAAUGGGGUUUCCAUGCCAAUGGUCUUCGCAUUGCAGGGAGGAAGGGGGCAGGGCGGGUUGAGGGACCAGAUCAAAUGUGGCGAGGGGAUGCUGCCGUUGCCAUGGUAGGCGGUCUCAGGAUGGGGGAUGCUGAUUGGAUAGGGCAGUUCAGGAUGGGGGAUGCUGAUUGGAUAGGGCAGUUCAGGAAGGGGGAUGCUCAUUGGAUGGGGCAGUUCAGGAUCGGGGAUCCUGAUUGGAUGGGGCGGUUCAGGAAGGGGGAUGCUGAUUGGAUGGGGCAGUUCAGGAUCGGGGAUCCUGAUUGGAUGGAGCAUUCCGGAUGGGGGUGGUGUGGGAGGAGCGCUGCAGGAACGUUGAGGGAACGUUGUGGGGAGGUUCCAGAAUCCAUCUCUGUCCUCAGUUCGUCUCUCUCUCUCACUCUCUUUCGCCAUCUCUCUCCUUCUCUCUCUCUCUUUCUCUCACUCUCUCAACUAUUUCUCAUCUCUAUCCUUCUCUCUCUCUCUUGCUCCCUCCUCCCAUCCGUCUCUCCCCUCUCUUAGCUUUGGGUGCCAUUUUGGCUCCUCCUGCAGGAGGUUGUUUCCUCAGCAGCAGGCUGUAUUGGAUGUGGGUCUGAGUGUGUUUCUCAGAGCCGGCCGGGGGCAGUGCUACCUGCCCAGCCAAAGCACCUCUUUAAGACCCACUGCAUUAAGAACUACAGCCCCUGCAUUACCACCUGCAACCACAGCCCCUGCGUUGCCGCUAACAACCACAGCCCCUACGUUACCGAUAGCAACCACAGCCCCUACGUUACCGAUAGCAACCACAGCCCCUACGUUACCGAUAGCAACCACAGCCCCUACGUUACUGCUAGCAACCACAGCCCCUACGUUACCGAUAGCAACCACAGCCCCUAUGUUACCGCUAGCAACCACAGCCCCAGCCCCUGUGUUACCGCUAACAACCACAGCCCCUGUGUUACCACUAGCAACCACAGCCCCUGAGUUACCGCUGGCAACCACAGCCCUCAUUCCUCACAAUGUAACUGACGAGGAAGUCUUUAAAAAAAUACAACACAAGCACUGCCUGGGCUGCGGCCUUCCCAGCAGGAAACACCCACAGCCAACUUCCAAGAACAACACAGAGCGCUUUAAAGCUUGACAUCGGCUGUGAAUGGAAAGGAGAUUUGAGAAAGUAGGAAAAUAAGGUUCAGGGGACACACUGUCCCAAAUGGAGAGGGGCGACAUAUGAUGGCUUUUGUGCGCUGCUGGAUGUACGCUUUCUUUCCCCGGAGUCAGGGGAAUGGCCAAUAAGGUUCUCUCAUUGUAAUAUUUGCAUUUUAUUAUUUUUAAGUACUCUUUAUGUUCUUCAAAACCAAGACAAUGUUUACAUAUGUGAUAAUGAAAGAAGACAACAUACUUUUGGAUUUAGUUUUCUCUGUCUUUUAUAAAGAUGCCUUCUUAAUCUUUAGCCAGGUCACUGGCCAUACAAGCUUGAAAGUCUGAAGAUGGAAGCAUAAAAACUAACAAAGACAACUAUUAUAAAAGAGCAGCACAUAUUUAUAUUUAUAAGAACAUUUCAGUAAUUUAUAUUAAAAAGCACUAUUUUUA
Conger conger (European conger) is the source of this 2842-nucleotide messenger RNA. RefSeq names its product suppressor of cytokine signaling 3-like. Gene Ontology annotation, biological process: phosphatidylinositol phosphate biosynthetic process; intracellular signal transduction. Gene Ontology annotation, molecular function: 1-phosphatidylinositol-3-kinase regulator activity. The record is from RefSeq and is a predicted model, not a curated record. Lineage: Eukaryota; Metazoa; Chordata; Actinopteri; Anguilliformes; Congridae. Gene Ontology annotation, cellular component: phosphatidylinositol 3-kinase complex. The transcript has 2 exons. The coding region runs from base 493 to 1149 and encodes 218 amino acids.